Paramecium tetraurelia is the source of this 1890-nucleotide messenger RNA. RefSeq lists its product as uncharacterized. The record is from RefSeq and is a predicted model, not a curated record. NCBI's taxonomy places the organism in Eukaryota, Ciliophora, Oligohymenophorea, Peniculida, Parameciidae. The transcript is spliced from 6 exons.
AUGCCCCCAAAAAAGCCUAAACAAAUUGAUCCUUAAUUGCAAUAAGAACAAUUUGAGAAAUGGAAAGAAAGUGAUGAAUUUAGAGUUUGGAAUGAACUGAUGAUUAUCUCAAAAUCUUUAGAUAAUAUUUCUGAAACAUCCCCCGAUAUAACAGGAAAUUGGCAAGUUUAUCACAACAAAGUUUUUGAAUUAUGCUAAGUUUUCAAGUGUAAACCUAAGUUCAAGUUCAUUGACCAUGUUCAUAUCCGAAGUGCAUUUUUUGCGAAGGAAGACAUUGAAAUAAAUAAGCAAAUCUAAAAGCAAUAUAUUGACGGCAUCUAUUGUUCUGUAGAGAAGUUAGAUAAGGAUCGUGGAAACCAUGUUAAAUAAGCUUAUUCUAAAAUUUUUAGAACUUUGGAGGAUCAUAAGUUUUAAGAUAUGAAUGCCGAAAACUACUAAGCGGAGAGAAAAAACUUGCAAACCCUAUUGAAUGAGUUAACUAAGAAAUUACCUAUUCUAAUAAAAAUAAGUCAUAAACUGAUUGAAGAGCGUUUAAUGCAAGUUACAGCUCCAUUAAGAGCACUCUUGGAAAUCAAUAAGAAAUUGAUGUUCUUUGAUUUAAGAAAUACUGCCCAUAGAGAUAGGAUGAUAAGAGAUUUUAUAAUAAAAGCAGAUAUUGAAUAAUAUUGUAUUUGUUUACAGGAAUGCGAAAGAAUUUUGCUUGAAUCAUAAGCGAUAAAAGCAAACCCUAAUGUGAAACUUAUUUUUAAUAAAUUAGGUUAUGAAAAUUGGUAAACUAAUAAGAUAGAGUCAUUUUAUCUAAGACCACUUUUAGAAGCAUUUGAAAAAAUGAGAAGAAACUUAUUUUGUUUAAUGCUCAAAGGAAUCAACUUUUACAAAGCACCUUUAAUGGAGAAUUAAGUAAUUUUAAUAACGAAUUAUUAGUAAUUUGUAAUUGAUAUUAAUGAAGUCAUAAAGGCUGAAUUGAUUAGUGAGCAUUUGCUUGGAUCACCAUUAAAAAGAGACCAAAUAAAUUUUGUAUAUAAUGUGUUAAGCGUUAUUUUUCAUGCAAAUCCACAAGCAAGAGAAUUUCUGUAAAAGAAAGAUGAAAAUUGUAUUAAAGGAAGCAUUCCAAAAUUAAUUGCAUAUCAUACUAUCUUAUACAUGAGAGCCUGGAAGGAUAGAAAGAAAGAAGAUGACUUAAAGUAGAUGAAAUAAGAAUAGUAAGAUUAAUUGAAGUAAACCUAACUUUAACAUUCAUAAUUACAAAGCACAUAAGAUGAAAAUUUGGCAAAUGCUCAAACUAAUAUUUAUGUUUCUCCAGAAAGGAAGAGACAAAUGGAUGAAGAGUAAAAAAAGAAAGAAGAGGAAUAAAGAUUGGCAGAAGAAACAGCAAGAGAAAAAGAGUAAUUAUCUUUGAUGCAAAAAUAUGGGAGGUAUUGGUUAUGGGACUUUUAUUGUUCAUAAGAACAUAGACAAAUUUUUGAAGAUUGCGUUGAAAGAGUUAGACACAUUAAUAAAGCAGUGUAAUAAGAUAUUGAAGAUGAAAUCAUUAAGGAAGGUAUGAUACCCAAGAUUCGUAAUAGACAGAUGUAAUAAAAUGAUCCCAGCUUAUUAUUCAAUGAAUUACGUAAAAAAGAUUACGAUAACCAAUAUGUUUUAAUGAGAAGACCUCCAGAAUUAUGGAAUUAUCCUAAAGUAAUUGAUGAAGAGCAUUAAUUCAGAGCAAUUGCAGAUCCUAAAAAAUGCUAUAUAGAUUAAAGAAUUGAAAAUUUAGAGGAGAGAAUCAAUCUAUUGGCAAACCAUCUGCAAACGUACAAACCAUAGACUUGGAAAGAAUUAAUUGAAAGAGUAGUGGAUGCACUAAAGGAAACAUACAUUUAAGAACCCACUUAAAUUGAUGAAUAAUGA